Fopius arisanus is the source of this 685-nucleotide messenger RNA. RefSeq names its product LSM12 homolog a (gene Lsm12a). The transcript is spliced from 3 exons. Lineage: Eukaryota; Metazoa; Arthropoda; Insecta; Hymenoptera; Braconidae. Bases 54 to 629 code for a protein of 191 amino acids. The record is from RefSeq and is a predicted model, not a curated record.
GGUGUGUGGAAGCGUUGGUGCAACAGAGGGUGCAAUAGUAGGUUUAGUGAAAAAUGGCCGGCGUCAGCGACUGGUUUAGCAUUGGGAGUACGGUGGCAUGUAAAACGUGUUAUCACAAAGAAAUUGAGGGAGAGGUGUUGGCAUUUGAUCCUCAAACCAAAAUGCUCAUACUGAAAUGCCCGUCAUCAUCAAAUCGGUCAUCAUUGAAUGAUGUACAUAUAGUUAAUUUAUCACUUGUAUCAGAUGUACAAGUUAAACGUGAAGUAUCGCCGACGCUGAAUGAACCACCACAGAGUCUUAAUCUACAAAGGCUAAAUACACGUGUGCGUAAUCAGAUUGAGGAGAAAAAACGUAUGGUGAAGGCUCUGCAGGCCGGAGUAUCGCCUGAAGGGCAGAAAUUAUUUAUUGCCAUUGCUAAAACCAUACAGGCCAUAACGUGGUCGGGACAGAAUAUCGUUGUUUGGGAGGAUGUUACCAUUGUACCACCUUACAAAGUUGAUAAUGUCCAUGGCAAUGCUGAGUCCAAAUCAUAUUUACAUGUCAGAAAAAUUGUUGAAAAACACAUGAAGGAUCAAGCCACGGCUGAGAUACAGCAGCGAGAAGCGACCAAGGGAAGCAGCACGCAAUAGAUAUAACAAAAGUCCUAAGAAAAAAUAUCCAUUCGAAGAAAAACUCAACAAAAAAA